AAAAUAAAAAUGGAUGGCGCAGGUGAUAGCAGCUUUGAUUUCGAAGACGAUGGCCAAACGUUAUCGCAGAUGCUCGGUGAUCAUAUCGGGCUAACGUACAAUGACUUCAAUAUUCUGCCUGGUUUCAUCGAUUUCGCCGUGUCAUCUGUUGAUCUGACUACGAAUCUCACUAAAAAUAUCACUCUAAAAGCUCCUAUCGUCUCAUCCCCAAUGGAUACGGUCACCGAAAGUGAAAUGGCAAUUGCUAUGGCGCUGCAUGGUGGUAUAGGUAUUAUUCAUUCCAAUUUCGCAACGAUUCAAGAUCAAGCCCGUCUUGUUACUUCUCGAGACGUGGAUUUUAUCCCAGAAAGUAGAUAUCCAACGACGAAGAUCUCGGAAGUCAUGGUGCCAAGAGAGCGACUCAUAACCGGAAAUGAGGAUUUCACUCUUGAGCAUGCCUACCGUCUUCUGGAAAGCGAGAAGAAAGGUAAAUUACCGAUCGUUAACAAUCGUGAUGAAUUGGUUGCCUUGAUCGCACGUACUGAUCUGAAAAAGGCGCGUGAUUUCCCAUGCAGUUCAUAUGAUUCGAAAGGACAGCUGAGGGUUGGCGCUGCGAUAAAUACUCGCGAAAGCGCCAAAGAUGCGGUCAAAUUACUGGCUGAAGCUGGCGCAGAUGUACUAGUCAUUGAUUCAUCGCAAGGCGCUAGCACCUAUCAAAUUAGUUUACUCAAAUGGAUCAAAGAGCACUAUCCAACUUCACCGCAAAUCAUCGCUGGGAAUGUGGUUACCCAAAAGCAAGCGAAACUUUUGAUUGACGCUGGUGCAGAUGGCCUUCGUGUUGGGAUGGGAAGUGGCUCGAUUUGUAUCACGCAAGAGAGUGAGCUCCAAGAUUAUUCUUCAGUGUUUCAAGAAUUCGAAUUAUAUGCUUUUCCUCGAUUCUUUGACUGUAAUUUAUGUUUGCAGUGUUUAAACGAAACUGUCUCGGGCUCUUCAGUUAUGGCGGUUGGCAGAGCUCAGGGUACAGCCGUAUAUCGAGUUGCAAAAUACGCGCGUACCCGCGGUGUACCUGUUGUUGCUGAUGGUGGCGUUAAAGAUGUUGGAUAUAUCACUAAGGCAUUGGCGCUAGGUGCAUCAACCGUGAUGAUGGGCGGUCUUUUAGCUGGAACUACCGAAGCUCCAGGUGAAUACUUUUGGGGCCCAAGUGGUGUGCGUCUGAAGAAAUAUCGUGGUAUGGGAUCGUUGGAUGCGAUGGAGGCGCAUGCUGGAAGUCAGGAUCGAUAUUUCACGAAGUAUGGUGUUUGCAAGCAUUUCUUUGUAGUCGAUAUAGUCAUGCGCAUAGCGGGAGCGAGGGCAUGGAGGCUACCGCUCCCUGCAUUCGCCUCUUGUGAACGUAAGGUAAUAAACGAUUAUGCAGCAACACAGAAACGGCUGUAUUUAUGUGAAUCGGAUGCAAUCAAAGUAGCUCAAGGGGUAUCAGCAACAAUGCGUGAUCGUGGUAGUAUCCAUAAGUUUGCACCUUAUUUAGUUCGUGGCAUCCAGCAUGGAUUCCAGGACAUUGGUGUCAAGAGCGUUCCGCAACUGAGAGAAUAUGUCGAUAGUGGCAAAGUGAAAUUCGAACGUCGCUCGCCGAAUGCACAAGCUGAGGGCGGUGUUCAUUCGUUGCAUUCGUAUGAUAAACGUCUAUAUUGA
This is a messenger RNA of Anisakis simplex (herring worm), 1668 nucleotides long. Lineage: Eukaryota; Metazoa; Nematoda; Chromadorea; Rhabditida; Anisakidae. The record is from the annotation of a GenBank genome assembly.